Messenger RNA from Armigeres subalbatus, 2023 nucleotides. RefSeq names its product matrix metalloproteinase-19-like. Gene Ontology annotation, biological process: collagen catabolic process; extracellular matrix organization; proteolysis. Gene Ontology annotation, cellular component: extracellular matrix. NCBI's taxonomy places the organism in Eukaryota, Metazoa, Arthropoda, Insecta, Diptera, Culicidae. Gene Ontology annotation, molecular function: zinc ion binding; metalloendopeptidase activity. The record is from RefSeq and is a predicted model, not a curated record.
UUAGUGAUCGGUUGUGAUAAUGCUCCGCUCGGGAGUUCGAUAUUUGGUGUUUGUGGUAUUUGUGUUUAUCGUUAGGAUCGAUGGUGCUGCAAUCAAUUUAGAGCGUCCGUAUGACGACGAACCGUACUUCCCGAAAGAUUUGGAUGGCGUAAACUCUACACGGGAUCUUACAUCGAUUCAGAAAUGGAGUAAAUCUGCCCUGACAUACGCCAUAAUAAAUUACCCUGAAGGAAUGCCAGAAGGCACCGUGAGAUUAGCUAUCCGUGAUGCAUUUGAUUCGUGGAGUCGAGUGACCAAUUUGGACUUUUCGGAACAACACCCCUCUGCUCAGGUGGACAUACAGCUGGCAUUCGGAGUGAAUCACUAUCGCAGGGAGAACAUACCUUGUCAAUAUAAUCACGAAAAUACACUUGCUCACGCGUAUUUCCCCGAGCUUGGGGAUAUCCACUUCAACACGCUUCAUUUCUUCAACGGUGAUACUUCGCUAGAGGCGUUUCUCAACACGGCAGUGCACGAGAUUGGUCAUGCUUUGGGACUGCUGCAUUCCGCUUCGAGAUCGUCGAUCAUGUACGGUGCCCAGCUUAGUGAUAAUUUGCUGGUAGAGCCGCAAUCAGAGGAUAUUGAGGCAAUCCAGGCAAUGUAUGGCAUUCGAUCGAGUACGCCGCCGUCUACAACGCAGGAACCACCCACCACUACAACCACCAGACCCACCCCACAAACCACCAAACCUCGCACAAAAACAAUGCUCUGCUCUCUAACAUCAUACGAUACGAUCGUUCUGGAUCACCGCGGCAACGUCUGCAUUCUAGCAGGCCCGUACUACUAUAACCUGAAUGAAACGAACCCCCCACCGAGAAAGAUCUCCGCCAAGUGGCCAGGGUUGCCCCGAAAAGUACAAGCUGCUAUCACAUAUCGUGACCAGAAAACCUACUUCUACAAAGACGAUCAAUACUGGAAGUACGACAAGCUUCGGCUGGAAAAGGGGUACCCACGCCCAAUAGAAAAUAGUUUCCCUGGCAUUCCCACCGAUGGAUUGGAUGCGAUUCUUACCGUCAAGUCGGGUGGAUUUGUGGCGUUCAAGGGUUCUAAGUAUUGGUUCUAUGACACCACCAAGUCCAAACCGGUCGAGUGGUUCUAUCCGAAGGACAUAACGAGCGAUUUCGCUGGGUUGCCUUCGCAGGUGGACGCUGCGGUGAUGACCACCGCGGGCAGGCGUUUUGUGUUCAGCGGAAUGAGUUAUUAUGAGCUGAAUGAUAGAAACAAGGUAGUGAUGCGCGACGGGGAUGUACGGAGGGAUUGGUUCAACUGUUAAAAUUCAUAAGUGAGAAAUAUCGGAAAAUCUAGUCAUAUUGAGGUGAAUGCGUGUGUGAUGAAUAAAUAUUAAAAAUGUGACUGCAGUGUCAACGCCAAAAGAAAAAGCUUUCUUUCAAUUCCUAAGUACGUCAGAAAACCGAUGAGGUCAUUUUUGAUAGCAGCAUGAAGUAUGACACUUGAGGAUGGCCUUGUUAGCGCAACUCUCAAACAGCUCCUGACGAGUUUCGAAAUUAAAAAUCAGUUUAUUAUUGAACUCUUUAGAUUGGUCAUCUGUGUUUGUGUGUUUAGAAAGCAUUGGUGAGAGUUUUUUGUUUGACCGUACAGAAGAUUAAGAGCAUACAGCUCAACGCAAUUUAGCAAAUGAAUACUCGUAACACCGAAUAAUCGUCAAUAAAUUAACAAGAUACUAAAACACUUUCGGCAAAGCAAAGCUAAUCCUAUUUCAAACAAUUCCAUCGAUUAUUCCGUAAAGUAAGAUUGUUUCAAUCGAAAUGGAUUUCCCAGAAUAUUAUAUUGGUACCAUUCCAUUAUGUUUGCCCUAUCAUCAUCGGUUGGAAGUACGUACAACAACCACUCGUCGUGGAACAACUUCAGCAAUCUUUCCAACCUGGAUUUGUGUACUGCUGCCAUCAUUAUUGCACCAGAAUAGUUUUCCUCUGACCCGGAGAUUCAUCGAAGUGAAGAACAACUGCGUCCUCUGUUUGAGAUU